GCAAAAGCAGUCAGUAAUCAGUUAACAGUGACUAGUGAGUGUAUUCUACAUUUUCAAGCUAUGUAAUGUGGACGACUGUGGUCAAGUCUGACUCCAGCUCAGAACAAAAAGUUGUUGGCGGAAGUGUUGUUCCCCACAACAUCGUCCUCAACAACUGCCCAGAGGUCCACAUCGGCCCCAAGUUUGUACACAACAACAACAUCACCAUCAACAACGGAGUCGUGGACAGUGAUGAAAAUGUCAAGUCUCUGUGUUCUGUGGUAAAAAAAUGUAUGACAAUUUCUAAUGGGAUUGGAUUAAUAAUCUAUGGAACAUCCUUCCUUUUCAUAAUUUUAAUAAUCAUCUCCACAAUAUUUCUAAUUAUACAAAAAGAACCUAGCAGACCUGUCUUUCCACCUGAAAAUAGCGAGGACUACCCGUUGGAUAAAAGAUUCGUCACAAGAGAGAAAUGGGGAGCCGCCCCUCCAUGUAAAGAAUUGUCGAACAACACGGUCCCUGUAGAACGAGUUAUUUUCAUCCACACGGCUGGUGGGGGAACCUGCAAUAACUUUGCAUCCUGCAGGAAUAUUAUGUUGGAACUUCAAGACAUUGGUAAAAAAGACUGUGGUCCUAAAACUUACGAAGACAUCAUGUACAACUUUGUGAUCGGAAGUGAUGGACAUAUCUUCGUAGGUCGUGGUUGGGACAAAAUAGGAGCACAUACUUAUGGGAGUAAUACAGGGAGUUUAGGAGUUGCAUUCAUUGGGGACUUCCGAAGAGAUGAACCCAGCGAAAUGAUGCUGAACUCGGCAAAAACAUUACUUGAGUUUGCAGUCGCUAGGUCCAAGUUGAAAAAAGAUUAUCAGUUGUACGGUCAUUGUCAACGUCACUCAGGGUUUCCUUACAGUCCUGGAAAGAAUGUAAUGAAACAUAUCCAGUAUUGGCCGCACUGGGAAAAAACGAACGUGGAAAAUUGUGCUGAUCUGGUAUAGUACUUCACAAAGAAACUUCUUAACUAAAUUAUAUCCCGAAGCAUUUGCAAUUCUCAAAAUUGUGAACUGUUUCUUCUUCAUACAUUGGGCCAUGACAUUAUUAUUAACAAUUCAAUCUCAGUAAAUAUAAUUAUGUGAAUCUGUUUAAAUAAUUAGUAAGAAGGAUAUAUUGUUAAGAAUAAAACCUUUUAAAAAAAUAUUAUAUAUUAUUUAUGUUUGUAAGCAUUGAAUGUGAGAAAUUAUAGCCUACACAUUAUACAAAAUUUUCCUAUUUUAAGGUUGAGUGUACCUUGCUUGUCUCAACUAAAACUUCAGUUCUAGAUAUUUUUUUAGUGUAAGACUAAAUUACUUACUUAAUUCCCGUCACA
Messenger RNA from Macrosteles quadrilineatus (aster leafhopper), 1339 nucleotides. RefSeq names its product peptidoglycan-recognition protein SD-like. The transcript is spliced from 3 exons. Gene Ontology annotation, biological process: peptidoglycan catabolic process. Lineage: Eukaryota; Metazoa; Arthropoda; Insecta; Hemiptera; Cicadellidae. The record is from RefSeq and is a predicted model, not a curated record. Gene Ontology annotation, molecular function: zinc ion binding; N-acetylmuramoyl-L-alanine amidase activity. Bases 66 to 971 code for a protein of 301 amino acids.